GAAAGUGGAAGUACAGAGAAAAUGACAUAAUUUCCCUCUAAAAUGAGGCAGCGCAGAUGUUCAAUAAUAACUGAAGGCGAAAAUAAAUCGAACUCACGUCCACUGCCGGAACUUAACAGUGUGACACCCAGCGGAAGUAAACAAUGAAAGCGCGCGAGUGGUGUUAGCUCUAAGGAUGUGUGGAUUUAGCCUGAAGACAAUGGUGUAGUUGUUUUACAGAAUACUAACAUCGAAAAACUAUCGUCGAGUACGAGGAAGAGAUCGAUCGUCAGCGCAGACUGCUGGAUAUCGUUUGGAAACCCGAGAUAAAGCUACACAGGACAGAGCUCCCACAGCAUCAUGUCUGUAAGGAGGAAGAGGUUCUCACUGACCAGCAGCUCUGUGACCAGGAGAGGAACUCCAGUGUUGGACAUCCGUUUGAAACCCGAAAUAAAGCUACACAGGAUAGAGCUCCCACAGCAACAUGUCUGUAAGGAGGAGGAGGUUCUCACUGACCAGCAGCUCUGUGACCAGGAGAGGAACUCCAGUCUGGACCAGGAGGACCCAGAGCCUCCACAGAUUAAAGAGGAAGAGGAGGAACUCUGCACCAGUCAGGAGGGAGAGCAGCUUGUACUGAAGCAGGAGACCGAUACCUUGAUGUUGACUUCUACUAAUGAGGAAAGUGACCGAAGUGAAGCAGAAGCAAACAGUGACCACCAGCUCCUCUCUCACAACUCUAACUGUAAAACUGAGACAGAGCUUCGACAGCAACAUGUCUGUAAGGAGGAAGAGAUUCUCACAGACCAGCAGCUAUGUAAACAGGAGGAUCCAGAGCCUCCACAAAUUAAAGAGGAAGAGGAAGAACUCUGUACCAGUCAGGAGGGAGAGCAGCUUGUACUGAAGCAAGAGAUUGAUACCUUUAUAUUGACUCCUACUAAUGAGGAAAAUUACCGAAGUGAACCAGAAGCAAACAGUGACCACCAACUCCUCUCUCACAACACUCCUGUAGCUGAGAGUCAAGAUCAGAAAGGAAGCGAGCAUGUACACUCAGGAUCAAAGAGUCACUGUAACACUCAGACUGGUAAAAACUCUUUCAAAUGUCACACUUGUGGAACAGUUUUUAAAAAUAAGUAUGAUUUGAAAAUACAUCAUAGACGCCACACGGGUGAGAGGCCAUAUUCUUGUAGCACCUGUGGGAAAAAAUUCAGUCGGACAUCAACAUUGAAAGAUCAUUUAAGAACUCACACAGGUGAGAGGCCAUAUUCUUGUGAUACCUGUGGGAAAAAAUUUAGCCGAACAUCAAGAUUGAAAAAUCAUCUAAGAACUCACACAGGUGAGAAGCCAUAUUUUUGUGAAACAUGUGGGAAAAGUCUCAGAUCAAGCAAAGGCCUGGUGGUCCACAUGAGAACCCACACAGGGGAGAAGCCAUACACCUGCAACACCUGUGGGAAAAAAUUUAGUAACAAGUCAGACUUGAGUAAACAUACAAGAACCCAUACAGGUGAGAAGCCAUAUUCUUGUGAAAUAUGUGGGAAAGGUUUCACUACUCGUACAGUCUUGUUGGUUCACAUGAGAAUUCACACAGGUGAGAAGCCUUAUUUUUGUGAAACAUGUGGGAAAGAUUUCAGAACUUGUUCUGAAUCAUUGGUCCACAUGAGAACCCACACAGGUGAAAAGCCGUACACCUGCAACACCUGUGGGAAAAAAUUCAGUAACAAGUCCGACUUGAGUACGCAUACAAGAACCCACACAGAUGAGAAGCCUUAUUGUUGUGAAGCAUGUGGGAAAGGUUUCAGAACUAGUUCAGUCUUGUUGGUCCACAAGAGAAUCCACACAGGUGAGAAGCCCUAUUCUUGUGAAACAUGUGGGAAAGAUUUCAGAACUUCUUACGAAUCCUUGGUACAUAUGAGAACCCACACAGGUGAGAAGCCGUACACCUGCAACACCUGUGGGAAAAAAUUUAGUAACAAGUCAGACUUGAGUAAGCAUACAAGAACCCACACAGGUGAGAAGCCAUAUAACUGCAACACCUGUGGGAAAAAAUUUAGUAACAAGUAUGACUUGAGUAAACAUUCAAGAACCCAUACAGGUGAGAAGCCAUAUUUUUGUGAAAUGUGUGGGAAAGGUUACUCUACUCGUACAGUCUUGUCGGUCCACAUGAGAAUCCACACAGGUGAGAAACCGUAUUCUUGUGAAACAUGUGGGAAAAAUUUCAGAACUUCUUCCGAAUCCAUGGUCCAUAUGAGAACCCACACAGGUGAAAAGCCAUACACAUGCAAAACCUGUGGGAAAAAAUUUACAAACAAGUCAGACUUGAGUAAACACACAAGAACCCACACAGGUGAGAAGCCAUAUCCUUGUACCACUUGUGGGGAAAAAUUUAGUCAGAUAUCAAUAUUGAAAAAUCAUUUAAGAACUCACACAAAUGAGAAGCCAUAUUUUUGCGAAACGUGUGGGAAAAGUCUCAGAUCAAGUAAAGGCCUGUUGAUCCACAUGAGAACUCACACAAGUGAGAAGCCGUACACCUGCACCACUUGUUGGAAAAAAUUUAAUAACAAGUCUACCUUGAGUAAGCAUACAAGAACACACAUAGACCAGAAGCUGUAUUUUUGUGAAACGUGUGGGAAAGGUUUCACUACUCGUACCCUCUUAUUGGUCCACAUGAGAACCCACACAGGUGAGAAGCCGUACCCCUGUGACAUCUGUGGGAAAAGGUUCAGUCAGAAGACAAACUUAGCAAGACAUGUAACAAUCCAUUCAAAUAAAAAGUAAUGUACUCACUGAACAUAUGGGGGAGCCUUCAGACGUAUGAAGAGACAUGGAGAAAUGAGCUUGGAAAAAUCUUGGUGUUACAGUGGCUGCACAGUGUCUAAGAAUGUAAACGACUGAACUCUAAUAUUAUUAAUUUGAAUAUUUCCUUACUCUACCAUAGUUAUUUGAGUGGAUCAUAAGUCUGUACUAUCAGGUGAGAAACCCUCAAGUGCUGUUGUGUCACAUAUGUGGUCCUCUUUCUACUUACUUCAAAGUCUUUUUAUCUAGUGCAUGUCCCUUCAAUUUAGAUUUUUAAUAAUUUUGUGAUUGAAUCAGUUUGAUGUAAUUUGUAUUUUCUCAUCUUUUAGAGGUGAUGCAAAAACACAAGUUGUAGAAGAUGAACUACAUUGUUUUGUGAAAGAUGCUAUAUAAAUAAACUGACUUUUGUCAAGAAAUUU
Molecule: messenger RNA, 3188 nt
Organism: Seriola aureovittata
Lineage: Eukaryota; Metazoa; Chordata; Actinopteri; Carangiformes; Carangidae
Product: oocyte zinc finger protein XlCOF6-like
Exons: 4
Coding region: 340-2751 (803 amino acids)
Source: RefSeq, a predicted model, not a curated record